ACGAAGAAGACAGGAGUACUAGAAGUACCUAGCCAUCAAACGCAAACGCAAGAAGGAUCGUCGUGCGCUUCAGUGGUUCUCCUACAUGAAGACAGCCUGAGGGUCAGGUCAUCGUCAUUCGAAAGCGAAGCUGGUAUGAAGAAGGUCGCCUGCUUAGCUGAUUUUCAUCUCCUCGGCGAAGAGAACGUAGUACAAAGUCCCCCUGUCGCUGCGCAUCCAAAAGGGGAAGGACGGCUGAAAAGUGCACCGGUGGGUAAAAGUAAAAUGGUUGCGCAGUACAACGUGGAGCAGCACCAUUUUGCAGGGGACCGUGAUGACCAAAGCCAAACUGAUCGCCAAUGUCAAAUGGACGACGAGCAGUGCAAGGACCAGCACAACCAAAACGUUGUGUCCGAUUUACUUGUCGCAACAACUAGUAGGGUACCAGUGGGACGACGACCUUCUGCCACCGGCGAGACAACUACUGACACGAUACCCC
Amoebophrya sp. A120 is the source of this 478-nucleotide messenger RNA. NCBI's taxonomy places the organism in Eukaryota, Dinophyceae, Syndiniales, Amoebophryaceae. The record is from the annotation of a GenBank genome assembly.